Molecule: messenger RNA, 2875 nt
Organism: Sardina pilchardus (European sardine)
Lineage: Eukaryota; Metazoa; Chordata; Actinopteri; Clupeiformes; Clupeidae
Gene: igfals
Product: insulin-like growth factor binding protein, acid labile subunit
Exons: 2
Coding region: 74-1876 (600 amino acids)
Molecular function (GO): protein binding
Source: RefSeq, a predicted model, not a curated record
CUUUUCACCUACAUUCUAGUCUUUUGGUGUGUUCUUCUUUAUCUUCACGUAAGUUGUUGAGGCAAAAGUUGAGAUGCAUUCUUCUGUGUUGCUAAUGCUGUGGAUAUUAGGAGCAUCAGUCAUGUGGGCACACUCAGCUACCACUACAGAGAAACCCACUGAAACUCCGAUUCCAUGCUCCAAAGGCUGCACCUGUCUCAUUGACGACUACAGUUCUGACCUCAGUGUAUACUGCAGCUCCCGCAAUCUUACCCUUGCACCUUCUGAUGUUCCUAAGUCCACACAUUCAUUAUGGCUGGAUGGAAAUCUAGUUAUGUCACUGCCUGCUGCAACCUUCAAAGAUCUAAAUCACUUAGAUUUUUUAAACUUACAAAAUGGUCAACUUUACACACUGGAUGCGCAGGUAUUCAGAGGAUUACGUUCAUUGGCACAUUUACAUUUGGAGCGCAACAACAUUCGAACAUUACCAGGUAUUGUUUUUCAAAACACACCCAAUCUGGCCUCACUGAGCCUCCACAAUAACCAGCUCUCAAGAAUAGAAGACAGACUGUUUGCUGGUCUUUCUAAUAUGUGGCUGCUAAAUCUAGGAUGGAACUCACUUGCUGUGUUACCUGAAAAUAUUUUUCAGGAUCUGCAAGGCCUGCGAGAGCUGGUACUUGCAGGAAAUCGACUAGUUUACCUGCAACCACAGUUGUUCCAUCACCUUACAGAGCUCAAGGAGUUAGAUAUUACUGGAAAUCAUCUGAAGGUUAUCAAAGCCAAUGUAUUUCUUAAGCUUUCAAAGCUGCAGAAACUUUACCUGGCACAAAAUCAAAUUACUACAAUUGCACCCAGAGCAUUUUUUGGAAUGAAAUCAUUACGAUGGUUAGACCUAACUAACAACCGACUGGCAGUAAUCCACGAGGAAACCUUUAUAGGUCUUCAUAGUCUACAUGUACUACGCCUCUCUAACAAUUCUAUCACCAGCCUCAGGCCUGGGACAUUUCGUGACUUGCAAUACCUUGAGGAACUUCGUCUUAGCCAUAACAGGAUCAUUGUCUUGGGCGAAAGGAUCUUUGAGGGACUUGGUCAUCUAGAAAUGUUAGAGCUGGAACACAAUCAUGUUCAAACAGCACGUAUGGGUACCUUCCUGGGUCUUUCUCAUGUGGCUGUAAUCAACCUGUCUGGCAGCUGUUUUCGUAGUCUACCUGAUCAAGUUUUCAAGGGCAUGUCAAAGCUGCACAGCCUCCAUCUUGAUAAAGGAUGCCUGUCAAAAAUUACAGCUCAAGCAUUCAUUGGCCUCACAGGUCUCAGACGACUUUUUCUUCAUCACAAUAAUAUUUCUGUAGUAGAGCACCAGAGCUUUUCGGAGCUGCAAGGCCUGCAACAGCUUGACCUACGUUUCAAUAAGAUCACACACCUUUCCUCACAGACAUUCUAUGGACUAAGGAAUCUUGACUACUUACUACUGUCAAAUAAUCAACUUCGUCAGCUUCAUCCAGAAGUUCUGCUGCCUCUUCAGCGUCUUUCCUGGCUGGAUCUCUCUGGAAACCGGCUUGACCACUUAAUGAAUGGAACCAUGCAGAUGUUGUCCAAAUUGCGUUAUCUCAAUUUGAAAGACAAUUCACUUGCCAAUCUUCCAUCUGCCAUUCCUAAUAGCCUAGACCAACUCUGGCUUUCAGGAAACCACUGGAAAUGUGACUGCCAUGCUCUACCUCUGAGGGAUUAUUGUGUCAAGAGACCUCAGGCAUGUCCACAACAGGUAGAAAUACUAGCUGAGGGUGAGGAACCCCAUGCUGUUGUCACUAUUUACAAUAAUAUCACAUGUGAUAGUCCUGAUAACCUUGCUGGCCUGGAUCUGAGGAACAUAAGUAAUGAGCAUUUCAAAAAUUGUUGAUUUGACCAACAUUUUUUAUAAGUCAGAAGUUAAAUGAAUGGUUGGACUUGUUUUAAAAAGCCCUUUCUGAUUAGAUUUAAUUAUCUGUAUUACUUAAAUUACAUGUUCUCUGCAAUUACUGUUUUUAUUUUUUUUUUUUAAUCUUCUCUAUUCUCUAUUGAGUGUCUUUUCUUUUAUAGUGGAAUGUCUUUACUAACAGUAUUAAACAACAUUAAGUCUGCUAGUCGUCCAGUGAACUAGUCUUAAAUGAUCAAUCUGACUUUAUUCAGCUGGCAGAAAGUUCUGUUUUUCCUCACAGAUCAAGAUUUCCAUGUAAUCAAUUAUUCCAACCACCACUGCUGUCUGCAGUACAGUCAUAUAGGUUAAGCCAUAGGCCUAGUGUUUUUUUCUUACAACCACACUCUGCAAGAGUUCCACCGUUACAAAGCCAAUUUGAUAGUAAACAAACUUGCGAUAGGUGAAUCUUUCACCUAGCAUAGCUACACAGCAUAGUCGUAGCAAGUUGCUACUGAGAAAACCAGCCAUGCAACUUCAAGAACGGCGGGCCGACAAAUCUCCCAAGGACAGUGAAACAUUACCUUCUCAGUAGAUGUAGCUCUUAGGAGAUUUGUUUUUGCCUGACACCUCCACAACAAAAGAAUUUUCAUUGUGUACAGGGGGGGUUAGUCACAAUAAUUUUGCUGUUUACAACAGCAGAGUAAAAUCUAAAUAUUUUGUGACUGUAAAGGAAGCUCUACAGUCACCAAAAAUACCUAAACCUGCAUAGUGUACCUUCGAGAAAUUUUCUCAUAAAUACCACUCAUAGCUAGCACCUUUCCCACUUGGCACGGUGCAUGUAGAUUUGUUUACAAAAUGACAAAGAUAAUUUUGCAAAACUCCAUCCAUAUGGGGUGCUACAUCUGACAGAUGACAAUAUCAGCUUGACCCAGAUGAUCAUCACUUGUGGAUGUAUACAUGUGCAUGUGUAUAUUUCAUUAAAGUUACCUAUAUUUCCCCCUC